AUGCCUACCUAUCUCGUCCAUGGUUUUCGUUGGCACCGAACAAAUAUUCGCAUUUAUGUUAUUUUGAAUGAUCUUGAUGACGCAACUUCAGAAUGGGUAAUGGCACCCCCUACCUCGAAUGCCCUUCUCAAUUCCUUUUACACCAAAUUCGAUUUCCUGCCACCAAGCAGUCCGGGCCCAAUUGACCUCUCACCCGAGCCGAGUCCCACAGAAUCCAGUCCUCCGCUCGCAAAAACCCCCCCACGAACCCUUACGAAGAAAGAUAAACGAUCCAUGAUCUCCCUAAAAUCACCAUCUCAUAAACACAAGUCGAGCCCAGCGUUGAGGAAUGCCAAUUCGAACGGACAGAACAAUUUCAUUAAUCCGGAGUCGGAAACUUCACAUGGUAGAUGUCUAUCAUCUGGAGCUACGAAUCAGAAUUCAUAUGCGCUGCAAGGGGUGGAAAAGCCACCGCGAUUUAAUCAAUGGAGUGUGGUGAAGUUGGUCGAACAAUAUGAUCCGGAAGACCUGAAGACACUCAGUCAACCAUGGGCUUAUGUGUCGGACUAUAUGAUUGAAGUUGGAUUGGGUGUUAGUGUAUCCGAAGAGGUAAAGAAAUAUGAAGACAAGAUUCAAGAAGAAGAAGUCAUUCCCUGCGAUGCCGAGAAGUUGGGAAUGAGCGCAAGAGAGAUCAGGAGGAAGAACAAAAGAGCAGGCUGGUUUGAUAAAUUGAGGGAACAGUUGGAGACAAAGGAGCAAAUGGGUUGGUUUGUGGUUGUCUGUGGGGAUGAGGAAAGAUGGGCUCCUCCUAUUGAUCUGUCAGAUGAAAUGCAGAGUGCCGAAACUGAAAUAGAGGAUUCACCGGUAAGAACGCUGAAGAGCAUAGGAUUCAGAGAUUUCUUCAGGAGGAAGACGGUACGACCAGAGACUGGUGGCGCUGGGACUGAAGGCAUGGACAGAAGAGGGUAUAUUCGGGGUGAUGAUAGUACUUAUGGAUCGGUCAUGAAUAAUAAUACCAGAUCGUGA
Molecule: messenger RNA, 1005 nt
Organism: Sclerotinia borealis F-4128
Lineage: Eukaryota; Fungi; Ascomycota; Leotiomycetes; Helotiales; Sclerotiniaceae
Source: the annotation of a GenBank genome assembly